Molecule: messenger RNA, 1274 nt
Organism: Apis florea (little honeybee)
Lineage: Eukaryota; Metazoa; Arthropoda; Insecta; Hymenoptera; Apidae
Gene: unc80
Product: unc80, NALCN channel complex subunit
Biological process (GO): monoatomic cation homeostasis
Cellular component (GO): axon; cation channel complex
Molecular function (GO): monoatomic cation channel activity
Source: RefSeq, a predicted model, not a curated record
GUAGAUAUAGUGCCAUGUUAAGAUAUCUAUAUUCCAUGAAAUACAAUUCUUACUUCGCUUUGAUUCGAAAAAUAUACGUCGGAUUGCAAUUCGUAGUUAUGGAAGAGCAGCAUGGAUAGAUUGUAGAAUAGAGAGUAGUGUUUCAGAUGUGAAGAGAAUUGAUAACACGUUUUAAUUUUAUAUCAGGGGAAACCGUGACGAGCCAACUCAGCCCAACCAGUCCAAACGAAGACAGUUCAGGCGAAUCCCGCCCAGACAAACCUCGAUUACAACGCUCUAUGGGUCAAAGCAAGAAGACUUUCCGAUUGAGAAAGAGUCGAAGAAGUCACGUAGAAGCAGUGCAAGUGAAAUCAGAACAAAGUAACAAUAUAUCACAGCCGCAAACUUCUCAACCAUCGAUACUAACGCCACCUACACCAGUGAUGGAACCGUCGAGCUUCAGUAUCCCUUCCGACUCAUCGUCCAUUCGUUCGAGAAGAAGUUCUUCCAUCCGUCAAUCUGAUUGCGAGAAAGGUGGUAAUCUGCUCAACGAUCAACAACUUCACGCCACGCUUCAUUAUCAUCAUCAUCAUCAUCAUCAUCACCAUCAUCAUCUCCACCUCCAAACGUCGGACGCCUCGUGGGACGAGGAUACAUCCACACCGCCUUUGGCGUCGCCAGACUUGAACGACAUGCCCUCGACUAGUAGCACUACGACUCACGUUUUCGAGGGAAGCUCGCCUGAUUGCUCCAUAAACGGUAGCGGGGGAGAGAAAACUGCUCUGUUGACGGCUAGCCAGAGAACAACUUCUCAACAUUCCCUGCUCAUGGUUUUUCCGAAUCAAGACGAAGAUACGUUGAUAUAGACUUGUAAUGGAUAUCUAUAUAUAUAUAUAUAUAUAUAUUAUUUACAAUUUCAAUCUAAAAUAUAUAUCUGUUUUAUAUAUUUAUCUAUCUAUUUAUCUAUAGGAAAAAAUUUUACUUUUUUCCACAUACACAAUGAACAUGCAAGAUAAAGCGUUAGCAAUUAAAGGUUGAAUCGAAACACGAUAACGUAGAGAAUUUCGUAACGUAGAUCGAUUACGAAUUAACGAAACGAUUUAAUAUACAGUGUUCAGAGUUUUCAAUAAUAAUAAUAAUGUUCUCCGUUGACCGGAAAGACCAAUUAAAAAUACAUAUGUUGAGAGCCUAUCUUGUGGUCACGAAAUAUGUACUUUGUAAUACUUCGAUGAGCGUAAUGAAAUUACCGGACCACGUGGACGAUUAGGCCUAAAUAUUUGUAUGUUGACGACUCU